AUGCUUCCCGCACCGUAUCCGAUGCUGCUCACCCUCACUCUGCACCCCGACCCGCAGCCAGCGCGCAUUCAGGCCGCCGUUGGCGGCCGCCGCGCGCCUACCACUUCCACCCGGAGGCGCGGCCCGAGAGGCUUCUGGGCCACUCGCAAGCCGGCCGCCGCCUGUGCAAUUCAGCAUAACCGCAAGAAAAAGCGUACACACGAGGCUGCAUUCGACGAGGCCGACUCAGACCAAACGCUCUUCGACGACGACGACGACAACAUCGCACUGGCGUGCCGUCAAUCAGAUACAGUGGCGCUCGGCUCCACCACACACCACCACAUCCUGAAGCGCCGCAAGACGUCCGCGUGCGGCCUGGUGGUCCCGUACGAGGCGUGCGCGGAGCCGCCUUUGUACUCUACUGUACCACCUCCCCCGUACGAGGUGCAGGUAGAGCCGGCGCCGGUACGGCAGACAAUGGACGCCUUGCUCGCGGAUGUGGCGGCCAAGACCGACAAACGUGAAUGCGAUCUCACAGACUGGCAGAUUCUGAAAGAUCUGUGUGCCGAGGCGAACGAACGCUACGAACGCGAUGAGCUGGCAUCUGCAGCCGAGCUGCUGAACGCCGUGCUGUCUGAGUGUAAACGCGUGCUGUCGAUUCUACCAGACCCAUCGCUACUCUUCGAGCCCGAAAGGCAGCAGCCUUACGACUUCAUCACGCCAACCCAGGAGCGCCUCUACCCUUUCCGUGACUGGACGCUAUCCCACUCAGAUCUGCGCACUUCCCCCAACAGUUCUUCCGCGAGCUCACCCCAAGCUUCGUCGCCGGAACUCCCGACGGCAUUCCACGCGCUACUCGGUACCGCCCUCUUUCUUCUCGGAAAUAUAAUCGAUCGCGAUGCCGAUGUCGUGCACUCGCAGUCGGCGCAGCACGAGCCAUUGCAGCCGGCCAUCGCGUACUGGCUUGCUGCUCUCGAUGUGUUCGAAACGGCCGAGAAUCUCCCUGCAGUGACGGACCGCGCCAAAGACUCAGAGAAAGAGGACUGGCGCAUGGCGCUUGUCUGGGGUCGCACCCUCGUCUCUCUGGCUCGAGCGCAACUAGUACUCACACGGGAAGACACCUCCGCCCGAUUGCCUGUAGGCGACCCGCGCUUGCCACAGAGCGUCGCACGAGGCUCAAUUUUCACUAUCAUCGCUGCUAUGCGGCCACCUGUCACACGUCGGACUUCACUUGCCCGGGCGGACGCCGCCGAGCUUCUGGUUCUCGCACAAGACCACUUCAUGCGCGGUAUACUGCAUAUGCCACAUCCGCAAGCCGCCGACGCACCCGCCAUUCCCGGCCCAACUCACGAGCAGACCGACCCUAAUUUCUCGCGCGCACACGAGCUCUGUGCAGUGGGAAUGGAGAUGCUUAGCACUGCAGAGCGCUUGAGGGUGCCUGCCGAGCGUGCAUACUGGGCCCGUCAGGCGGACUUUCAUCUCGAACAGAUGCGGGUGAAGAAGAGGGGCGCAGACGAAAGCGAAGAAGUCAAUCUCGGUCUUGCGCGACGGAUUCAGCGGGCAGAAGCGGCGAGAGGGCGCUGUUGGCUCAUUGUCGGCCGAGUGUAUGCGGCAGGUUCACUUGUCGGAGAGGCGGGCGGACUUGAAACGCGAGAUGCGAAGAAGGCGCGGGACGCAUUAGGCAAGGCUAUCUCGUUUUUCGAGCAAGCUACUGGUCCCGACGGCACCGAAGUGCAACCUCUGUAUACCGAGGCCCUCCUCUCGCUUGCCAGCUUGACACAAGAUGAAGGGACACGUGAAGGACUCUAUGCGCGCGUCGCGCUGGGGACCUCUCAACGAUCUACUGAGCCCGAUGGCAUGAAUGUAGAUGGUCCCUAA
Messenger RNA from Peniophora sp. CBMAI 1063, 1857 nucleotides. The record is from the annotation of a GenBank genome assembly. NCBI's taxonomy places the organism in Eukaryota, Fungi, Basidiomycota, Agaricomycetes, Russulales, Peniophoraceae.